Messenger RNA from Saccostrea cuccullata (small rock oyster), 842 nucleotides. Its product is annotated as coadhesin-like. The transcript has 4 exons. Gene Ontology annotation, molecular function: protein binding. The record is from RefSeq and is a predicted model, not a curated record. Bases 268 to 768 code for a protein of 166 amino acids. Lineage: Eukaryota; Metazoa; Mollusca; Bivalvia; Ostreida; Ostreidae.
UAAGAAAUCCUUAGUUUAAAUAUGUAUGUUUUGACUGAUCCUAAACAAUUCCACUUGUUUCAUAGUUAUAAUACACAUAAAGUUCACAAACGUAAUGCACAGGAAGCUUUCUUUGACAUAACAGGUUAGUUGGGGAUGGGGUAGGUCGGUUUUUGAAAUAUUAUGUGAUCUCUUAAAUUUCUUGAAACACUAAAUAAGCAUUACCGUCUUUAUUUGUGCUUGUUAUGACCAGGGUAUUUUUCUUUUUUCUCGAGCAGCUCCCACAAAAUGACAAAACUUCUAUGUUGUUUGGGACUCCUGUUUUUAUUGGGUACCACCGAAUGUCAAACUGUAAACGGUAACUGGGGUCAGUGGUCAUCUUACGGAGCAUGCUCUGUGACCUGUGGUAUGGGGACACAUCAGAGGACCCGGUCCUGUAAUAAUCCAGCGCCCUCUGGUGGCGGAUCCACGUGUCCUGGGGAUGCACUGGAGGCCAAAACCUGUUUUGACGUCACAUGUUAUCCCUCUAUACUUGGAAAUCUGGAGCGAAAUUGCACUUGGACUUUUUUUGGUUGCAAGACGGGAUCGAUGUCAUGCAUUGAUUUCAGCUUCCGAUGUGACGGAAAAAAUGAUUGCGAUGACGGAAGUGACGAAGAUCCGACCGUGGCCGGAUGUCCGACCGUCUGCAGCGACAAUGGCGCCGAUAUUAACCUCGUUUCGAAAUCUGUGACCAGCAUUUUGUCAAUCUUUGGGAUAAUAAUAAUGAGAGUCUUUGUGUUGAAAACCUGAUCAGGAACAUUUAUUGCUUUGUUAAAUUAAUGUCAUUUAUACUUUUAUGGUUGAUAAAAAAAAAGUUGAUAGAA